AUGCCCAACUAUGAAAAAUUCCUCAAAGACAUUUUAAGUGGAAGAAGGUCUUAUGAUGUGGUGGAGACGGUCAACUUGACUGAGAAUUGUAGUGCAAUUAUAGAGCUAGUGUUAGGGGAACUUAUGCCUUCCAAAAUUACCUUGCAAUUGGCCGAUAGGUCAAUUAAAAUUCCUAAGGGGAAGGUUGAGGAUAUUCCUUUGAGAGUAGGGAAGUUUGUGAUUCCGGUAGAUUUUGUGGUUCUUGAAAUGGAUGAAGAUGAUACCAUUCCCAUUAUUCUUGGUAUACCUUUUCUUGUUACCUCGGGUGCUAUGAUUGAUGUUAAGAGUGCAAGAAUUUCACUCAAGGUAGGAGAUGAGUUUAUUGAAUUUGACUUGAAUGAAAGCAUGAAGUAUCCAUGUUCUUCUUUAGAAAAUUUCAUGUUAAUUGAUUCUCUUGAUCUUGUUGUAUCUUCCAUGCAUGAGCACUUGCUCACUUAUAAUGAUCCUCUUGAGAAUGUCUAG
This is a messenger RNA of Chenopodium quinoa (quinoa), 501 nucleotides long. RefSeq lists its product as uncharacterized. The record is from RefSeq and is a predicted model, not a curated record. NCBI's taxonomy places the organism in Eukaryota, Viridiplantae, Streptophyta, Magnoliopsida, Caryophyllales, Amaranthaceae. The transcript has 2 exons. The coding region runs from base 1 to 501 and encodes 166 amino acids.